AUGUGGCGUUUGUUAUUUCUGCGACCCAGGUUGUUAUUAUUUCAUGCGCAGACCCGAAAUGUGGUGGUUUCGAGCCCCCCAGUUUCGUCUGUUCCUGACGCAUCUCCGGCAGCCGCGGAGGCAGUGGUUUGCGCGUGUCCUUGUUCCCACGCGACAAAUAGCGGAGGGUUGAAACUAUCAUUGGCGGCUGUGAUGUCGGAUAUUAAGUCACUACGAAAGAAAUGGACAAGGGAUUUUAGGUUGUGUAUUUCUAGUGAACCAGCAGUUGUCAUUGAAUCAUCAGCUGUUGGGGAGACCGCUUGGGCACCGUUAGUUGUUUUGGAUGCGACCUCCAUGUCUGAUGGGCUAGUGAAGGCUGUUGAUGCCAGCUUAGUUUCACACACUGAAAAGCAAAGUAGCGCGACGGUACUUGAUCUGCGUGAGCGCGGGGAGGAUAUUUCUACUGCCAAACGGAUGCUGGAGGAGCAGUUCCCCUCUUUGCGACUGAACAUUGACCACUCCAAAGGAACAGAUCUUCAGGGAGUUGCUACCCAUACAGUAACCGUGUCUCUAAAUGCCCGUGACUCAGUUGAUAAACUUUCCUCCGAAGAAAAGGCGGUCAAAAAUGCUUUCUUCGGUGAAUCCAUUGGUGUUAGUUACUCGAGUACAGCGCGCCGAGCUAUUUUCGAAGGAUUCAAGUCAGCGGGCUUACCUCAACCCCCUCGGUACGCAGAGCGUAAUCACAACAUUAGUGAGUUAAGUGUUUACAUGGAUAUUAUCCGCAACGCCACGUGUGAAGAGGUGAACAUUGUUCCUACCAACAUAGGGGAUGGCCAGGUGCGCGUGAGCGUGCAGACACUUAGUGGCCGCCAGAUAAGCGCGCUGACGGGUAAACACGAAAACGCUUUACCGAUAGCCCUUUCGUGCGUGGAGAAGGCGGCAGAUAUCGUGAGUGCUGUGGCGACAGAGGGAGCAAGGAAGCGUAUCGCGGACCACCCUGUUAUUCUUGCUUUACCACCGAAAGGUAUCAGACCUAAGGAAAUCCUUCGACGACUACUUCACCAUAGUUUCGGCAUUGAGGAGGAUCGGGUACUUUUCGUGACGCUGAGGAGCACUGGUGGGACUUUUGUCACUAAUGUUGACGUGGAGUUGGGUUGGUGUAAGCCCUCGCCUGCGGGUGCUGCAACAGAUGAACUGGAGACUAAAGCCACACCACCCGCUGUUGUUGUUACUGUCGCUAAGGCUGCAGGAGUUAACAAAAAAGCGGCUGAAGCGCUUGCCAGUAUGUCAGCAAUUCGGGAGUGCUUCCCGCGCGUCUUUGAAGAACAACUUGCCUUUCAUCCAGAAGUAAGGGAAAUCAUGAGCACCACGAAGGCAACUGUGAAUGACUCAAUUUGCCCUCAUGUAUCAAAGGGGAUUGUUGAACAACUGAGGUGGGCCGCACGUCGCCAGAAGAAGGAAAUAGUUCUGGAAGGAGUGCAGCUGCUUCCAAACUCAGAGAAUGAGUCACUUGGGAUCCGGACGACAAGACCAUUGUGGGCCACACAGCUUUUUAUGGUUGAUGAAGAGGGGUGUCGGGAGUUUAUUUGCUUGGCACUCGAUCAGAAGAAAUCUGCGAGCGAGCAAAAGGCUAUUGCGAUUGCGUUAUUUAAGCACUUCAAAGAGGAAUGCCAAGACGGUGUACAAUACGCAAUGGAUCACGGGCUCAUCGACAAAAACGGUGAUGUCCCUGGGUGUGAGGGAAUUUAUUCAUCUGCCACUCCGUUGCCUAAAAGCGCUUUUGAGAUGGCUGCAGAGUCGGAUCCCUUUAUCCAGAAGUUGCAACUGCUACCAUCACAACCCAUACUUGUGCCUCCACGGCAGUCGAUGCUCAGUGUGUUCCGCCGUGGGAUUCAAUUGUAUGUUGACAUGCUGGGUGAAAAGUGUGCGAGUGACCGUGGUAGCGGGUCACUCAGUCUGGUGGAAAAUGUUGAGCAGGUUGCGGAUAAUGGGCAUUUCAGGGCUCAGUUGUACACCAAGUGGAUUGGCGACGACACCAGCAAACUUCGUGAAACUCCGCAUGAGAUGAGUCCUUUAGGGGAAGCCGCCUAUUCGGCCACGGCGGUGUCAGCACUCUUCACCGCUAUGAAAUCUUUGUUUGAAGAAGGAGGACCCAUUGUAUGUGCCUCCAGUGACGAUGCGCAAAUCAAUGAAAUCUGCUUGGAAACUUGGAGGCGGGUAGCGGCUCUUCCAUCGCUUCCGCCUCAACUUCCCACACCAACCCCACUCGAAACAAUUGCUGAAUGUGUGAUGACCAAAUAUGGUCUCUCAACAGAGUUGCGUAUUUCUGGCGUCGGGAAGGCGAUAAAUGUGCAACUGUAUGGUCGUUGUCCAACCUCUUUAAGUAACAGCAAUAUCAAGGAGGCGCCUCAGUUCUUUCUGGGACAUGGGCGUGGCAGUUCCUUACUCAAAGCAGCGGUAUCAUGUUGUCAACGUGUUUUUGUUGAGCAUAUGCAAUCCGACAGCCAUCCUCUUGGCGUGAUGGGGGCGGAGCCUCAAAUUUCUGGUUCCGUGGGAGUGCGUGCGCAUGGCAGUGGAUCCCUUCUCGCAUCGAGAAUAGAGGAUGUCAAAAAGGAAUUGGUUGACAAUAAAACAGUUGCAGCUGAUGCUUCUGUUCUUGUAAAGGUAGAUGUUUGCUUCUCUCAAUCGGAAAGAAAAUACGAGGCAUCGUUGUAUGUGGUGGAUGGGGCGCGCACCGUGGAGCUGGAGAGGAUUUCCCCUGAUGCGGAUCUCAUGAUGUCUUUACUGAGGUUAACAGAGAGCAUCAAUAAGGAGAUGGGGCUUCCCUCCAUUGAUAAAAACACAAUAAUGAAGAAAUGUGACGACUCUAGACAACUUAUCGCAUUGAAGAACCUUGUCGGAUUUGUAUACGGGUUUCCCGUAAUUGUUGAGACUUCAAUGAAGGAUAGUUUAUGGUACUGUCACAUUAGUGUACUCCUCUCGGACAACAUACAUUACGGUAUUGGCUACGCUGUCAGCAAACGCAAGAAAGAUGCGGUGGAGGAAGCUGCUGCGGGGGCGAUACACCGCUGCUUUGGGACCGUUACGAACCCACUAAAGAAGGGUGAGUCUCAUGCAGAGGUGUCAUCGUCUAAUCCGUACUGUGGUUUCGUUUACGAAGGAAAGGGUAAUGAAUAA
Molecule: messenger RNA, 3156 nt
Organism: Trypanosoma brucei brucei TREU927
Lineage: Eukaryota; Euglenozoa; Kinetoplastea; Trypanosomatida; Trypanosomatidae
Exons: 1
Coding region: 1-3156 (1051 amino acids)
Source: RefSeq, a predicted model, not a curated record